Molecule: messenger RNA, 4534 nt
Organism: Stegastes partitus (bicolor damselfish)
Lineage: Eukaryota; Metazoa; Chordata; Actinopteri; Pomacentridae
Gene: paqr7b
Product: progestin and adipoQ receptor family member VII, b
Exons: 2
Coding region: 139-1197 (352 amino acids)
Biological process (GO): response to steroid hormone
Cellular component (GO): plasma membrane
Molecular function (GO): steroid binding; nuclear steroid receptor activity
Source: RefSeq, a predicted model, not a curated record
GCGCUGCUGCUCCCGUCACGGUCAUCCUCUCUCCUGCCGCCCCUUCAAACAAUGUUAUCCAUAUUCUGCGCGGCUCUAAUUCACCCAUCCAGCGCUACGUCCAACCCUUCGGAUUGAUUCUACCAUCGACAGUUUGCCAUGGCAACGGUGGUGAUGGAGCAGAUCGGUCGGCUCUUUAUCAACGCGCAGCAGCUGCGACAGAUCCCCCAGCUGCUGGAGUCGGCCUUCCCCACGCUGCCUUGCACUGUGAAGAUCUCCGACGUUCCCUGGGUGUUCCGCGAGCGCCACAUCCUCACUGGCUACCGACAGCCGCACCAAAGCUGGCGCUACUACUUCCUCACCCUCUUCCAAAGGCACAAUGAGACCCUCAAUGUGUGGACCCACCUGCUGGCCGCCCUCAUCAUCUUGGUGAAGUGGCAGGAAAUCUCGGAGACGGCGGAUUUUUUGCGAGACCCUCAUGCCCAGCCCCUCUUCAUUGUGCUCCUGGCAGCCUUCACCUACCUCUCUUUCAGUGCUCUCGCUCAUCUCCUCUCUGCCAAGUCAGAGCUCUCGUACUACACCUUCUACUUCCUCGACUAUGUGGGGGUUGCCGUCUACCAGUACGGGAGCGCUCUGGCACACUACUACUAUGCCAUAGAGAAAGAGCUGCACACCAGUGUGCAGGGGUUCUUUUUACCCGCUGCAGCUUUCUUGGCUUGGCUCACUUGCUUCGGCUGUUGCUACGGCAAAUAUGCCGGCCCUGAGCUGCCCAAGUUUGCUAUCAAGCUCUUCCAAGUGGUGCCCUCGGCCUUGGCUUACUGUUUAGACAUAAGCCCUGUGGUUCAUCGCAUUUACAGGUGCUACCAGGAGGGCUGCUCUGACCCAAUUGUGGCGUACCACUUCUACCAUGUGCUCUUUUUCCUAAUCAGCGCCUAUUUCUUUUGCUGCCCUCACCCAGAGAGUUUGUUCCCUGGGAAGUGUGACUUCAUCGGGCAGGGCCACCAGAUCUUUCACGUGUUCGUGGUGGUGUGCACCCUGAUGCAGGUCGAAGCGCUGCGAACAGACUUCCUGGAGCGCCGUCCCUUCUACGAGCGUCUCCACGGAGAUCUCGCUCACGACGCCGUUGCACUCUUCAUCUUCACUGCCUGCUGCAGUGCUCUCACUGCUUUCAUUGUGCGCAAUCGUGUACGUGCCUCCCUCCACGAGAAGGAGGAGUAAGAAUCGCAAUGAUCUCAAAACAAAACAAAAAAAAAGAAGUCUAAUUUAUUUCACUCCGUAGUGACCGUUUUAAAGAUAAUUCCGAUGUCUUUGUCAAUGAAAGUUAUCAGUUUGUGACAGUGACUUAUGAUUAUUUCUUCUCUCUGUGAUCUGCCAAACUACAGUGAACUUAAAAAAAAAAAAAAAGUGACUGAGGGUGUGUUUUUGUGACUUACAAAGAGGAAAAGGGAAUCUUGUAAUUUUUCUGUAGCAGAGCAGGUGGUGUUCAAACACUGCAACAAGUCAUUGCAUCUUUACUCCUCUCUUUUAUUAGUCUGCAAAGUUGUUUUUAACUCAUGGUCUACGGAGAUGUUUUACCUCACUGGAAAAACAGUGUUACUGUCCUGAGGGGUGCGCUACCAAGCAAGUUCAACUUAGCCAAGCUUUCUUUUACUGGCUUGACAAAACCCAAAACCCCAGUCAGGGAGAAUGGACGUCACGACGGUGGUUUCUUUAUUGAACUUAUUCUGAUCGUGCUCACGGUAACGCGAUGCUUCGACGCUUCAUUUGGGCUCUUUUUCUGCAGAAAUUCUAUAGAUUGCAAUGCUGCCUGCUUCAGUCAAGAGGAGCAGGUUACUAUAACGGAGCGCUAUGAAGAAUAUAAAAGGCUUGGUUUAAGCACAGUUACUGCUCAUAAGGCAAGAGAGGAAUGCUGAUAGAAAACUGACCUUGUGUACAUUAAUAUUCAGCAUUCGAUGUAUUUUCAAUGCAGCUGCUUAAACUUUAAAGGUCACAUAUUGUCACAUGUUGUACCAAGUUAAUGUAAAGUCUAACAUGCCCCCAAAAUGUGUAUUUUAACUUAAAAUAAAGCACAGCUGAUUUAUUCUACCAUUAGUAUAAUACCCCUGGUUCCAGCUUUAAAUCCAACUGAGGUCUUUUCCUCAUAUCUCCAGUCAAACUGGGGUGUUUAUUUUUAAAAGCGAUUAAAAUGUAGAUUUUACAUAAUAAUAAUAAACCUCAUACAUUUAAACAUGAUAUUCUGAAACUGUCCAACAUUGAAGAAUACGUGGAAAUCACUUCAGUUUUUGGCUAAAUUACAGUGAAAAUGAUGUCAUUGAUUGAAUAUUGUUCUGAUAGCUGCAGUACCAACGGUCUAUAGGACUAAACAUUCAACCAAACCCUCAGCCGACAAUCUGUGCAGCAUCCGUUACCAUGGUGAUCAAACCAGAUGAAAAGAGAACCGCCUUUGUGACGCCGAAAACUCCGACUUUAUGCUCAGCGUACUUUGCCAGCUCAUUAAUUCUGCUUUGUAGUGCACCCCUCAGGUGAGCAGAAAAAUUAAUAGGCUCAAAAUGCCUUAAUUGUGUUUAGAAUAAUCUGACUGUCUUAAUCAAAUUGUAGCAUUUCAACUCAUGCAGUCAUUUAUUUUUACAAUUUACAGUCCCAGGAGACUUUGUAUAUUGGAUGCUAAUUCCAAUCCAAUUUUAAAUUACUGUUCUUCUAGAUGUACCUGUCUGGCAUUUAUUUAAUGUGUUUUCCCUGAGAUUGUUCCCCUCUCUUUAGAUAUCAAACAGGGAAUUAGUUUUUUAAAUUAAAUUUAUAGGCACUAACACUGUGCCGCAGUAAUGUUUGAACACAAUCGAUGAGAGUUGAGAACCCAAUUUGAAAACCAAAUAUUGUGUCUCCGUAUAAAGCAUAAAGGACGGAGACGUUUUCUUUGGGUGGUAACAUUCUGCUGAAGACGAGGCUGGCACUCUGUAUCGGUAAAGAGAUGGAUGGAAGAUUAGUGAUGUCUCUUUGUUGUGGGUGACAAUUGUUAAUCUUUUUUAUUCAAAGGGCUGGAACUUCAGCUUUUGCCUUUUUCACAUCCCAUGAUGUCAGUGCUUUUUGCGCGCGUCGCUUUCAUUGUCGGUUGAUCAGAUUUGAGUCACAGAAGCCGCGUCUGACUGGUGUUCCGCUUUUUGUUUUUGUAUGAUGAAUAUGUAUGUGCCUCUACGCAUGUCUUUUUUGGUAUAUACUGUGGAUAUUAAGUGUGUGAAUGUCUAUGAAAGCUUAGCCUUGCACUUCUUUCUUACCCUGUAAAUAAACCGUGUUUCUUUGGGAAGUUGUUUGCAUCCCCAUUUUGUCUCCGCCUAAAAGCAUUCGGAACUUGAAUGCAUGUUUUCUUUCUGGUGGAGUUACGGCACAUUUCUAUUUUGCUACAUCUUUUCAGAGUGUGUUCGGUGUCCUCCUGCCUGUCAGACUGGAUGCAUCAUUUCAUACUGCUGCACUGUUACUCUGAAGAGUCUGUCUUUUAUUCUCUCCUUCAGUUGGUGACUUUUCUUAUAUAUAAAUAUAUAUAUAUUAAAAAAGAAAAAAAUAUCACAGAGAUAUGGCUUCACUGAUAAUGCCGCUUAGAUUUUUAUCUCACAAAAUGUCAGAAAUAAUAACGAUUGCACUCUCUUUUCAUGACAGUGUUUAAUGUGCCAAUGAAUCUGUUAUUGCUUCAGUGACGGUACUACUGAAAGACAGAAAGUCAGACGAGUGAGAUUGAACCAUAACGCCCGCCCCAGUAUGAACCUUUUAACUCUUGACUUUGGCAUUUCUGACCUGGUCUCAUCAUGCACUGCCUGAAUCAACACUGUAUAUACUGUAGCUGACAACACUGGCUAUGUUUACAUGCAUGGAGGCUGUUAAUGUCUGGUUGAUCCUCGGAAAUGUUCAGAAUAACCCGAGUAAACCUUUUCUCCACUUCAGAGAGAAACCUAAACCUCCCCCUUGUUAUAGAUCGGAGGGCAACAAGAUUGAAGCUCUCAUGCGGUCUAAUGCUUUGCUGAAAGGCUUCAUUAUUGGCUAAUGAUUUCCAAUUGGCAAAUGAUGUCUCUAAACCUCUCAUCAGCCCCGCUUGUAACAUAAGGCUAUUGUCCUGAGCAUCAAAAGGACCAAAACAAUUACUAGUGAGAAAUCAGCAUCGUUGAAAACGGAAGGGAGCGGUUGGAAAGCAACCAGUAUUUUUUUUUUUUGCUAAAUAGAUUGUUUGUCACCACAUGGAUAAUGAUGGUCAUCUUCUACGUGUUGGUGCUGCGAAUUGGCGUGUGGGCGUCUGUGAAAUCUAAGAUGGAGAAUCCAACAUGGAUAAUGAUGGUCAUCGUCUACGUGUUGGUGGAUGAUGAGUGGAAGUUUGUGUGGAUGUAAGUGUGUGUGUGUGUGUGUGUGUGAGCAAAUGUAGCCUCUGAUACCACCCAAGGCUUCCCUUUAUCCCUUUCAUAAAAGCAGGGUGAGAGGGACCAGAAUGUCUUCUGCCUCUAAAAAUAUGUGUAACUGACUGUACUAAUAUUCUGUGGUAUUUAAGAAAAUAAAGUGUUACAGUAACUCCAAA